Meloidogyne enterolobii is the source of this 392-nucleotide messenger RNA. The record is from the annotation of a GenBank genome assembly. NCBI's taxonomy places the organism in Eukaryota, Metazoa, Nematoda, Chromadorea, Rhabditida, Meloidogynidae.
GACUUUUCUGAAUGCCAAUCAUCAAACACUUCCAAUUUUCCCAACUUUGUUAUGUCAAACAAUUUAAACGAUUCAAACAAAGCUGUAUCUGUUGGCUCUGAUGAAGAAAAUAAUCAACAACAAUUUAAUUUAACAAUGGAAAAUCGCAGAGCCCGGACAGCUUUUAAUCAGGAACAAUUACGUCUGUUAGAGGAAGUAUUCAAUGUAAAUCCCUAUCCCGUAACUACACAAAAAGAAUGGCUUGUAAGAAAAACAAAAUUGGAUGAAGACAAAAUUAUAACGUGCCCGUUCACGUCGAAAAGCCCUUCAAAAUGGAGUAACAAAUUUUAAUAAUUUAUUUAUUGAGGCAAAUAAUAAUAUUAUUUCUUCAACAAUAAAAGCAAAUUUUUUAA